CAUUGGUUGACGGGCGACAGAAUUUGAACGCAGAGCGUGUUGUCUCCGGGAUAGACAUCCUCCCGCACCAUUCGCACUGUAUUGAUUGCUCCUUUUCACAACCGUCACUGUCAUCAGAAUGGAAGCCUCAUACACAUCGGAACUUUUCUGCGACAUGUCCUUCAACGUAUCCAUAGGGGAAGAUGCUGCCUCGUUGGAGUACGACUCCCUAGAAAAGACACUGGUAACUGUCGUCAUGCCGUGGAUCCUUGCUUUUGGUCUCAUCGGAAACUUUGGCUUUCUCUUCGUCUUAUGGAGAGUUACGUGGAUGCGAACAACGCUUAACUUCUUCCUCACCAAUCUGGCCAUCGCCGACAUUCUUCUUCUGUCUGUGUCUGUCUUGGAGAAGAUCAUUGCUUACACCAUCUCGCCCAUAGCUGUAGAUGAGUACUUUCUGGGGGCAAGCGGCUGCGUUCUAUUGCAUCUGGUGAUGGAUGUUUGCUACUUCGCAUCCGUUUCUUUAGUAACCCUCGUUACUCUGGAGCGAUACUAUGCCACCUGUCGUCCCCACGCCCACCGCGAGCACAGCACGCGAGCUCGGCCGGUUCGUCUCGUGUCUAUCGUCUGGUUUUGUUCUUUUGCUCUUGCUUGCCCGCUCAUCCCCAGUGUCUGCAAUUUCACUGCUAUCUGCUUGAGUUGGCCGAAUGAGACGAGAUACCAAGAUUAUCCGAAUAUCAUGGGGCUUUGUUUAGGGCUGGACGUGGGUGCAUGGCUGGGUGACUUCGCCGAUGCGUUGCACACCGUGCCUUUCGUGGUCGCAAUGGCUGUCAACGUCGUGUUCUUCAGUAUGAUUAUCCGGGCUCUAAACAGCAUGGUUGCCCGAGCUCAGCGAUCCGGUUUCAGCGAUCGAAGCCAGCACAUACGGGACAGGGUGAGUCGCAUGCUGGUCAUCAACGGUAUCAUUUUUUUCCUGUGCCUUGCACCUUUCCAGAUCACGACGAUGUCCUUCCUCUUCACUCCCGAAGCAAAGAGGACUGACUUCGUGUGGAUGCAGGUGUUCCGCAUCCUGGUCUACAUAAACUCUGCCGUUAACCCUAUUGUAUAUAACAUCACUAACCCACGAUACCGUAAAGCAUUUAAACAGGCUUUCAUCACCAGACGUGGUCCAAGUAAACUCAAAAAUUAUUUUACAAAUCGAGCUUCCAGUAACGUGGAAAUGAACGCUCGUGGCAACACUAACACUAGGGCAACAUUAAACUCUAACGUUCAAACCUCAACUCAACAGAUAAAGACCAUGGCUAGUUCAUUCUGAGAUACACCAUGGUUGCAAAGACCAACUAGAAAUAACGAUGUUCACACGGGCGGUUGAUCAUUCGUUAAAAAGGGGAAAAUUAUGAAAGUAUUUUCAUAACAUCUGAAGAAAAAGUUGUUUUGUGUUGAAAAAAAAACCAUUUCUUAAGCUUGACAUAACACACAAAAACGAGACCUGUUCAGACCUACUCUGGUUAAGCUAGAAACAAGUUUCGCAUGUUUGGGACAUUUUACGUUCUUCAGUCACCUGCUAUGACUUUCAAUCAUCUUUGUUGUGUAAAGCUACUGAAUAUAAGUUGUGUAUGCAACCAUGUUGCUUGCAGUUUAGUCAUUAAACGGAGUAGAUUGGCAGAGUAUUGACAUUUGCGUCGCGUUAACAUUCCAAUGUAAAAUAAUUGCAACUGUUUGACAAUAUUUUUCGGAUGUGAGGAAAAUAUUGGGGAUUUUGACAGUGUAUUAAGUGAUAGCAAAAAGUUACAAAUUGCACACCCAGUUCGAAAGCAGUGGGCAAAUUUUCAUAAUGUUAAUGCUUAAGGGAACCUAAUUGUUGGAAAAUAUUUUGAACGUGUUUUUAAUAGGCACCUGUUUCUGGAUAUAUUGCAUGGAUAUACACACAUAUAGAGUGGUUAAUCACAGUAACUACACAUUUUCUGUGACUGUUAAUAUUUAUAUCGUACGGUUAUUACUUAUAACAUUUCCGGUAUAGCACUGAGGAAUUCCUAUAUUCUGUGAAUCUGUGAGUAUUUCGGUUCAAAGUGUAUAUUUUACGCUAACAGUGGCGGUGUACUGUAGGUUUUCGCGGGCAAUUUUCUGAAAGAUGACUUCAACGAAAACGCCUCACAGAUUAAAAAUCCUUUGCCUUCGAUGAAUAUAAUUCAAUCCCCCCAAUUCAUAAAAGUCAGUCAAAAUUCCUCAUAGUGAAAAUGGAUUGUGGCAUGUCUCUAAACGAAAUACAUUGAUUAAAAUACGCGCUUAUGUGCACUUAAGCAAAAUUGAGAGCGACAAUUUUUAGGCAAAAACAGAACGAAAAAGAUUAAAAACAUGUACACGAACUUGAAAGUGUUUUAUUCAAAUUGAGGCUUUUGCUGAAAGGAACCGCGAAAACCUAUAGAAACUCUAUCAGAAAAAAUGCUAACCUUAGUGUUAAUAAUGAAUAGAACCUUGCAGGCAACUGUUUUUAAUUGCAUAAAUCGGAGAAUCAGUUUGAUAUGCUAUAUUAAUCGUAUCUAGAUAUAAUCGAGUUGUAAGAAACGGUUAAUUGGAAACUACAUAACUGGGAGAUAAUGCGUAUGUAAAAAAGCUUGACAAUUAGAUUCUCUAUACCACUGUCAAAUAAUCGUCCGCUCACUCCAGAAAAGAAUGCACAUAGCAAGAAGUAUAA
This is a messenger RNA of Acanthaster planci (crown-of-thorns starfish), 2671 nucleotides long. Its product is annotated as galanin receptor 2a-like. Gene Ontology annotation, molecular function: G protein-coupled receptor activity. The record is from RefSeq and is a predicted model, not a curated record. Gene Ontology annotation, cellular component: plasma membrane. Gene Ontology annotation, biological process: G protein-coupled receptor signaling pathway. NCBI's taxonomy places the organism in Eukaryota, Metazoa, Echinodermata, Asteroidea, Valvatida, Acanthasteridae.